Onychomys torridus (southern grasshopper mouse) is the source of this 1388-nucleotide messenger RNA. It is a transcript of the gene Znf414, whose product is annotated as zinc finger protein 414. The record is from RefSeq and is a predicted model, not a curated record. The coding region runs from base 133 to 1317 and encodes 394 amino acids. NCBI's taxonomy places the organism in Eukaryota, Metazoa, Chordata, Mammalia, Rodentia, Cricetidae. The transcript is spliced from 7 exons.
CGCCCCUGCUGGAGCCGGAACCAUCGAAGGCACUGGAACCAGAGGUCGAACUGAGUGGAGGAUGGUGAGCGCGGCACCCGGCACGCGGGCGCGGAGAAGCAGCGGGAGGAACCGUCCAAGCCCAGUCCGGACAUGCUAGCCACUGCAGAGUCCAGCUCCAGUGAGCCCAACAAGGAGGUGGUGUCUCCAGAUGUGGCAACUACAGCCACUUUCUCUUCUGUUGGGGAGCCAUGCCCUAACCCGACAGCCAUACCACCAGUGUGGGACCGUGGAGGACCUCUGCAGCAGGUUGCUUCCCCAGGCAUAGACAGCUGCCAGCCUGGCUCAACCAGCACAGGUGUGGGGACCAAUGAGGACCUGAGGUUGCCCAGACGACGUCCUCCACCAGGGAAACAGAUACCCUGCUCUAGCCCUGGCUGCUGCCUCAGUUUCCCCAGCAUUCGUGAUCUGGCACAGCAUCUCCGCACCCACUGCCCACCCACACAGUCACUGGAAGGCAAACUCUUCCGAUGCUCAGCCCUGAGCUGCACUGAGAGUUUCCCCAGCAUGCAGGAGCUGGUAGCCCAUGGCAAGCUGCAUUACAAGCCCAACCGCUACUUCAAGUGUGAGAAUUGCCUCCUGCGCUUCCGCACUCACCGAUCACUCUUCAAGCAUCUGCAUGUUUGUGCAGAGCAUGCUCAGAGCCCAGCCCCGCCACCACCCCCUGCCCUGGACAAAGAGCCACCUGUGCCCGAGCGCCCCCCAGAAUCCGACCCUUCAUCUACUCUGAGCCUGCCAUUCCCACUACUUGAGCCUUUCACCUCUGCCCCCACUGGGCCAUUCCUUCCCUACUUGAACCCUGCGCCCUUUGGCCUGAGUCCCCCGAGACUACACCCAUUCCUGGCUGCUGCUCCAGGACCACCAGCCUCCAGCACUGCCAUCUGGAAAAAGAGUCAAGGUGCUGCUGGAAGUCCCAGAAGACCUCAGGGCGGCUCCGAUGCGCCCUCAGGGUACGUGGCCCCCAGCCGCAUCGUGUGGGAACACACGCGUGGCCGCUACUCAUGCAUGCAGUGCGACUUCUCCACGGCCUCACGGCCGGCCAUAACACUACACCUCCAGGACCACCGCCCCAGCACCCCCACAGCCCUGGUGCCUGGGUCCCUUCGUGCCGAAACCCAGGCGAGUAAGGCUGAGGAAUGCUCAGGCAUGGAGCUAGAGGCAAGGGGUGAGGCCCAAGCUCAGCUGCCCACUCCUCAACUCCACAAAAAGCCAACUUUGUUUGCUCCCGGGAUGUCACAACUGUCAGAGGGGGAGCAUCCCAUUUUCUCACAGCUUUGAACCAGCUGUGUUGGGCUGGGUGGAAGGGCCUCCAGAGAUUUUUGUAAUUUGAGGAGGGAGGGGACAAUAAA